This is a messenger RNA of Phytophthora nicotianae INRA-310, 279 nucleotides long. RefSeq lists its product as hypothetical. Lineage: Eukaryota; Oomycota; Peronosporomycetes; Peronosporales; Peronosporaceae. The coding region runs from base 1 to 279 and encodes 92 amino acids. The record is from RefSeq and is a predicted model, not a curated record. The transcript has a single exon.
AUGCUACGGACCGGCGUGUUGGCCGGAGCUAUGCAAAUAACAGAUUCCGGAUGCCUUCACGCCUGCCUGCCGCGGCGGCGCCGAGCUCCAAUCGACUGCCACCCAGCGACGCGCCUAACGGGAGGCGGUGUCGCAGCAAGAAUGGUCUCGGCGUUCGUCAGUUGUUCUGGACAACUUGUCCAAGCUUCCGGUAAGGCCCCGCGGCUGCCGACCGGCUGGCCUGCCAACGCGCGCAGGCAAUGCACGCGUUCCGCUUUGGGCAUUCACUUGCCAUCGUGA